Theileria orientalis strain Shintoku is the source of this 168-nucleotide messenger RNA. RefSeq lists its product as uncharacterized. The transcript has 2 exons. The record is from RefSeq and is a predicted model, not a curated record. Lineage: Eukaryota; Apicomplexa; Aconoidasida; Piroplasmida; Theileriidae. Bases 1 to 168 code for a protein of 55 amino acids.
AUGGACAACUGUAGAGUACUGGAGGACGCAGUGCUGACGAAGACGUUUGUCGGAGACUCAGUGGUAGUCGGGAGUAAAUCAAACCUGAAAAACGUGCUCGUAAAGUCGGGGAGUGAGGUGGCCGAGGGAACACAGCUGGAGAAGGACUAUAUUCCAUCGUUUAUGUAG